Molecule: messenger RNA, 1372 nt
Organism: Cygnus atratus (black swan)
Lineage: Eukaryota; Metazoa; Chordata; Aves; Anseriformes; Anatidae
Product: olfactory receptor 5AS1-like
Exons: 1
Coding region: 1-948 (315 amino acids)
Biological process (GO): G protein-coupled receptor signaling pathway; sensory perception of smell
Cellular component (GO): membrane
Molecular function (GO): olfactory receptor activity; G protein-coupled receptor activity; odorant binding
Source: RefSeq, a predicted model, not a curated record
AUGCCUGAAAAAAACCACACUGCAGUGACCGAGUUCAUUCUCUUGGGUUUCACUGACCGUCUGGAGGUGGAGUUACCUUUGUUUGGGCUCUUCCUGCUCAUCUAUAUCACCACGCUGGUGGGCAACGCUGGCAUCAUUGUGCUUGUCUGGCUCAACACCUGCCUUCAUAGCCCCAUGUACUAUUUCCUAAGCAAUUUAUCUUUCUUAGACCUCAGCUAUUCAUCUGCCAUUGCUCCCAAGAUGCUGCUGAAUCUGUUAGCACAGCGGAAGACCAUUUCUGUCUUCGGUUGUGCAACACAGAUGUUUCUCUUCGCUGCCCUCGCUGAUGCCGAGUGCCUCAUUUUGGCUGUGAUGGCCUAUGACCGCUACGUGGCCAUAUGUCGUCCUCUUCUCUACACCGUCACCAUGUCCCGCCGGGUCUGUGCCUUCAUGGUAGCCGGGGCUUAUCUCAGUGGGGUUCUGACCUCACUGCUCCACACGAGUUUCGUGUUCACCCUGUCGUUCUGUGGCUCCAACACCAUCAACCACUUUUUCUGUGACAUUCCCCCGCUGCUGGAGCUCUCCUGCUCCAAAACACAGGUCAACGAGGUCCUCCUCUUCACCUUGUGUGGCUUUAUACAAACCAGCACCUUCCUGAUCAUCGUCGUCUCCUAUGCCUGCAUCCUUGGCACCAUCCUUCAGUUUCAUGCUGCAGAGAGCAGGCACAAGGCCUUCUCCACCUGCACCUCUCACCUGAUGGCUGUUGGCUUAUUCUACGGCUCCCUCCUCUUCACCUAUUUACGGCCUAGCUCUAGCUACUCACCAGACACAGACAAAAUAAUUGCUGUAUUUUACACUGUGGUCUUUCCCAUGCUGAACCCCAUGAUCUACAGCCUGAGGAACAAGGAGGUUAUGGAAGCCCUAAGAAGAUCAAUAGAGAGGAAAGUGUUUUCUCAGACACUUACUUAGCAGGAGAAAAGGCAAUGAAUAGGCUGUAGGGUAGGACUGGUGCAGUACAGCACAAAAACAUUCAACCUGUCUUUCUAAAUGCAGAUAUCCGUGUUUACUAACAUCUCCAUCUAAACUAGUUUCCCCAGUUUCACUUUGUUGUUAAUGAAGAAAAACAGGUUUUGGUGCUUGCAUUUAGUGAGCUUACCCUCAAGCAGCAAAUUUUAUGGAAGAGACCACUUCAUACACCUAAGAGAGAUUUGCUGGUUUUUAAAAACUGAGUAUUGGUAUCCUGGAGAAACCUUCCAUUCAUGUAGUAAGCAGCUUUCCUGUACGUUUUGCGGGAUUGUUUUGUGGCACUGCGUCAGAAGCAUGAGUGACAUGUCUCAUCUCUUUCUCUUUCAUUAGGCUGUGUUACUGAUUAUACACUGUAAUAGAUGUGUGC